Molecule: messenger RNA, 898 nt
Organism: Belonocnema kinseyi
Lineage: Eukaryota; Metazoa; Arthropoda; Insecta; Hymenoptera; Cynipidae
Exons: 4
Coding region: 124-780 (218 amino acids)
Source: RefSeq, a predicted model, not a curated record
UUUUAAUAGCUGUCAUGGCUGUCAAUGACACAUUUCUCAAAUUUUUCAAGUUGCAAAAUUAUUGCUGAAUAAGUUUUGAAGCUGUGACAACUAAAAUUCUAGUUUUUAAAUAUUCCCAGAAAAAUGUGCACCUCGCAUAAAAUCGGUGACAUACUCUCUUCCACUGCCUUACACGAAAAUAAUGAGUCUCGUUCAGAAAAUCCUUCCAACUCCGACAACAAAUUCGCCAUCAUGGCAAGCUCAAUUCACGAAUUCUUAGAUUAUAUUUACAGCCUAUUUGCGAGGCUCGACAGCGAAAUCUUCAAACUCGUUUUUCAGGCAGAAAAUUACAACGAUGUCGGAGAUCUUUAUGCUGCUCUUAUUCUUACAAUCAUAUGGCUCGCAGUUUUCACUUUGAAUAACAGUGACUGGUUCCAUGAGGUGGUCUGUUUUUUUCGAGAUCUCUGCAUCGAAGCGAUGCACACAUUUGCGAAUGUCUUUCAGGGCAUUGUCAAUGUCAUUGGCAGCAUCACAUGUGACGAUGUGGAGGAUUUUGCAUCAGCAUGCAUCGUCGUUCUACUUUGGAUCGGAGCAGUCAAAAUAAUUUUCAGCAUUUUCAAUAAGAAAUCUGGAUUCAAUUCGUUCAAUCCAUAUGCCAUAACGGAUCCAAUGACGGGGAUGGUGCCAGGAUCUAACGUUGGUAUCAAACUCGAAGAAAGUUGCGCUCCAAGGAGAGGAGCGAGAAGAAGAGGAAUGCCUAGACGACGUGGAAGACGACGCUUUAAUUCACCUUGUCAAUGACGUCAGAGCCCUCAUUCCAACGAAAGUCAAGAGCUUUAAUUAGCGAACAAGUUCUGUGAAACAUGUCUCCGUCCGAUGUAAAACGUCUUUUGUAUUUAAAACUGUUUUGUGAAAGUUU